Molecule: messenger RNA, 882 nt
Organism: Umbelopsis ramanniana AG
Lineage: Eukaryota; Fungi; Mucoromycota; Umbelopsidomycetes; Umbelopsidales; Umbelopsidaceae
Exons: 6
Coding region: 30-743 (237 amino acids)
Source: RefSeq, a predicted model, not a curated record
ACGCUCCUUCCCCACUCUCACAACUAAUCAUGAGCUUGCCCGACUUUAUGACCAACCCCAAUGCCGUCCUUGGCGAUACCGAGGAUGACUGGCGUUAUGGCCGCAUUCCUGACUACAACAAGGUCAACGCUGCCUUUGACAAGGAAAAGACAAAGGAUCACGCGGAAGGCUCUUUGGAGUGGUUGGUGUCUAACCUCGUCAAGAACUGGGAAAAGGAAAUGUCCUAUAAGCUCAAAGCCGACCAAAUCCGUACUAUCAACCGUGAAAAGUACAGAUUCUCUGUUAACGGUCUUAAGUGGCACACCAUCGAUGAGAUGCUCGAGAUGGGCACCUACAACGCUUUGAUCGGUGAUACCGAGCUUUACAAGGCCAGUGAGAGCGACUUCUCUGACUCUCACAAGUUGUUCAAGCGCGCUAUGGGUACUUUCUCCUGGGAAGUUCUAGAAGUCUACUCCGGCCCUCCUACUGUUGCUUUCAAAUGGCGCCACUGGGGCAAGAUGACUGGUGACUUGUCUGUCAAGCUCGGUAACGGCAAGAAGUUGGAAGCUGCUGCCAGCAACGAAGUCUGCGAGUCCUUCGGUGUCACCGUUGCCAAGGUCAAUGACAAAUUCGAAAUCGAAGAACUUGAGACUUUCUACGACCCUAACCUCCUCAUGAAGCAGUUGGCUAAGAACAGAAAGGAUGAGAACGGAGAAGUUAUCCAAACUACUAGCGGAAAGUGCCCUUUCAACCCCUCCUCUUAGGUUAGAUACCAAGACGAGUAGAUAAGAUUGGGUCCGUAAUUUAGAAACCAAAUACUCGGAAUUUUGAAAUCUACUGCCAAGCUUACAAAAGCUUUUUACAUCAUAAAAUUUACCCUGAUAUACCUCGAUUCUAUUUGUU